AUGACCAAGGACGCAUACGACGGCAUAAAGCUACUGUUCAAGCUUAUCACUGAUGUGUUCUUUCGAGAAAUUAAAGUGAGUGGUGCUCAUAAUGUCCCUAAAGAUGAACCAUGUAUCUUCAUUGUUGCCCCUCAUGCAAACCAAUUCGUUGAUCCUGGAAUGGUCAUCAUAUCCAACCCUCGUAGAUUCUCACCUUUGAUGGCAGAGUCUUCGUUCAAGCGCAAGAUUAUUGGCGCUGUUGCUCGAGCAUUGAGAGCAAUCCCCGUUAUUCGCCCACAAGAUCUCGCCACCAAAGGCAAAGGCCAGCUCCUGGCAAACAAAGAGUCCCCUACUACAUUAAAUGGCAAAGAUACCCAAUUCAAGACGCAAGUCGCACCUAAAGAUACGAUUGUGCUUUCGAAAACGCUCUCGUUCGUGGUGACUGAAGUUGUAUCCGAUACCGAGUUGAAACUAAAGACCGAGUUGACCCUGGAAGCCAUGGAAUACAUCUCUCACUCUACUGCUUACAAGAUCAUCCCUCACAUUGAUCAGAGCGUUUUGUAUGAAAAAGUACACGAACGAUUGAAUCAGAACGAAUCUAUUGUUAUUUUCCCCGAAGGAGGUAGUCAUGAUAGAUCAGAAAUGCUUCCAUUGAAAGCGGGUUUUGCCAUCAUGGCAUUGAGUGCUAUGGCCGAGAAUAAGGAUCUCAAGAUCAAAAUUGUGCCUGUGGGCCUCAACUACUUUCAUCCUCAUCGCUUCAGAUCCCGUGCUGUUGUCUCGUACGGUGUUCCCAUCACCGUUGACCCUGAAUUGGUAGCGGCUUAUAUGAAGGGCGGACCAGCCAAGCAUGAUGCUAUAUCAAAAGUAUUGGAAGCUGGAUACGAAGGACUGAAAAGUGUCACCAUCAAUGCACCCAACUAUGAUACGCUGAUGAUUAUCACUACUGCACGUCGUUUGUAUAGACCUGCCGCAGAGCAUAAGCUGACCAUCGAUCAAGUAGUUGAAUUGAACCGAAGAUUCCUGCUUGGUUACAGACAUUUCGAAAAGGAUCCUCGGUUGCUUGAUCUCUCCCAACGCAUCAAAGCAUACAACAACACGCUCAAAUACUUCGGUCUGAAAGACUACCAAGUGGCGAGAACACAAUAUACAGCCUAUUCAGCGGCACCCAUUCUGGUCUCUCGUAUCAUCAAACUCGUUUUCUUAGCAAUUUUUGGUUUUCCAUCGCUUUUGAUCAAUUCGCCACUGAUCAUUCUGUCGCUGGUGAUCAGUCAAAAGAAACAAGAAGAGGCACUGGCUGGUUCCUCUGUCAAAAUUGCCGCGCGCGAUGUGCUUGCUACCUGGAAGAUUUUAGUUGCAUUAGUUGGUAUGCCUGCAUUGUAUAGCUUCUACUCAUUUUUGUUAUUUCUGUACCUGUAUCGUCACGGCUAUGCUCAUUCUUUCGGAUUUUCAUUGCUGGUGUGGGCUGCAUUGCCGUUCAUUCAGUACUUUUGCGUUCUGGUGCUGGAGAACAGCAUCGACAUUUACAAAUCGCUGAAGCCGCUCUUCAUGUCGCUCAGCAAUCCUGAUGGAGCUGCUGAACUACGCAGAAUGAGAGAGAACUUGUCAGACACCAUCACCGCAUUUGUGGAUGAAAAUGGGUCCACCGCCUUGAGAGACUUUGACAAGAGCAAGUUUGACAAGAUGGAGCUCCAUGAAAAGAUCGAAUCUAGACGAAUUCUCAACGGCCUGGACAUUGCUCCAACUGUGCUUACCAAGUGGUUUGACGACAAGAAUUUGUUUAAUUUCAAUUCAAACAGUAGUAGCAACGGUUCCGAUGAUUCUGAAAGCGAAUAA
Messenger RNA from Mucor velutinosus, 1812 nucleotides. RefSeq lists its product as uncharacterized. Gene Ontology annotation, molecular function: glycerol-3-phosphate O-acyltransferase activity; glycerone-phosphate O-acyltransferase activity. Gene Ontology annotation, biological process: phospholipid biosynthetic process. Lineage: Eukaryota; Fungi; Mucoromycota; Mucoromycetes; Mucorales; Mucoraceae. The transcript has 8 exons. The record is from RefSeq and is a predicted model, not a curated record. The coding region runs from base 1 to 1812 and encodes 603 amino acids.